AUGCUCUCCCAUCUGCGCUUUCAUCGGAGAGGAACCUCGAACCCGACCUCACCUAUCCCUGACCAACAACAAUCGCUUUCCCCCCUCAGCAAUAACGAGUCACCAGUGGCGCUCGCUUCUGCCUCUCCCUUGGAUGGAAUGCCCGCUUCAGCAAGCUCUUCCUCUGCACCAACGCUACCGCCCAUCACUAGAGUUACCUCUGACGACUCCGGCUCUCGACACGAACGGGAUGAACGACGAAAUGGCGCCGGGUUGAUGCCAGAAAGCCGCCCACAUCAGUCGCAGCGCUCGUCCUAUAAUGGAGAUGUAGGCUUUAUUGGCGGAAUGGCCCUGCAAAAUUAUCGCAGAGAUGUUGAAGCGCAACAAAAGGCCUCAAGAACUGAGACUGGCGAUAGAACAGGUAGUGGCAAUGCCCUUGUUCAUCCGGAGGAUACUUCGGGCCGUCUCCGUCCUAGUUAUUUGGAGCCAACUCUGGAUAUCUCUAGAAAUAGCCAGUACAAGCAGGUCGCAUCGUUCAGUACACCAACCGAUUUACAAGCAACUAAUGCAUCCAACCUCGGGCGACGCCCUGCCGGGACCAGAGUCCCUCAAGAAGCGCCGUUUACACUGUCUAAUACGUCAAGUUCUCUGGCAGUCGAACCUCAGAAAGGAAAGAAAGGCCUUCCAUUCUUGAAGAACCCCAUGUCGACGCUUUUGAUGAGACGGAGAAAUAACCAGAAUGCGCCGGACUUGCGCCCCCUGCCACUGAAUAAUAAGGAUGAGGAACCGACCUAUGAUCCUCGCAUUAGAGGAACACGAGUACACGAUUUUAGUGCACCUAGAAAACCAAGGGAUGUAUAUGGUGGAAAUCCAGCAUCAUCCCGUUCUGUUUCUGACAUACACCUCACGUCUUCUGAAGAAAUCCAGCCUACCGCACCAAAUUUGUCUGGAGAGCCUUCAGUACAUGCCCGUAGAAGCGCACCGCAAUCGGUCAAAACAACGUCAGGAAGCCAGUCUUCUAUUCAUGCCGAAGAUUUGUCAAGAGCACAACCGGAAUCCAAGAUAAGCUUUGCCGACAAGCCGACAACCGCUGCUACUGGUAACGCACCAUCUAUUGAAACUUCGCAACAGUCACACACGGAAGAGAACCCCAUUUUGCCUCGAUCUACCUCCAAGGCCAAUGUGCUUGAGAAAACAGAGACGGGCCCAAAGGCGUCCCCAUCUAUACGUACAACGCGUUCGCGAAACAUCUCUUUCUCUGAGAUGUCAAUGUCUGCGAUCCCCAGACAUAUGAAGAGCACAUCGUCUAGGUUCAGUUUCGAUAUGGUCGGGGCAGCAAAGCAAGAGAAAUUACUGGAAGAACGGCAUCGGCAACGAGAGCUUGAGCGUAAAACGAACGAUAAUGACGACUUCCGAGAUUCAAGGUUCGACGAUUUUGAUGAGGAUGCAUUUGAUUAUGACGCAAUGAUGGACGAUGAUGGUUUUGAGGAGAGAAUACCCGGCGUAAAUGCGGACUUUGACGACGAACAAGCCCCCGAUUCGUACGAUUUGGAUGUCGAGUUAGACCCUGACAACGACGAGGAGAAUUUUGCGGGCUUUGAUUUCCAACGCUCAAAUACUGCAUCCGCACUUGCGAGCCCAUAUAGUACUGGCAUGCUGAUAACACCUCGGGAUGCUGAUGGCAAUGUUAUUGGGUUUGCCAUGACCAAAGACACCCCUGGCACCUCCACAUUUCCUUUGUCGUCCCCAUUGCCCGCCCCGAGUGAAGAUGAUGCCUCUGAGCACAGAGCAUCCGGUUUGGGCAUUCUAGAUGCCUCUGCACCUUUAGCAAGUAACAACUACCAGAAUGUUAAGGAAGACGAUUUAUAUUUUGAUGACGGCUUGAUUGGAUUUGAGAACGAGUUUGCCGAGGAUCUUGCAGCGUGGCCGGAUGCAGCCCAUCAACCCUUUGACGAGUCCAUCUUCGACAAUAAUGAUACGGACCAGUUUGGCAGGCCUGUCCCUGGUGCUUUUCAACAGGCCCAAUCACUGCGUCGCGCUGAUCAACAGAGUUCUACGAAGCGAGAGUCGGACAUAACCUCCCGUCUUUCAGCCCAUUCUGUUGUCUCCCGCUCGACUGCGCACACGUCAGUCAGUGCUGACGGGCAGGAAGAGGAAGAGACAGGUGGAUGCGAUGGAAAGAAAUCAGAAUUGGGGAGUGAAAACAAAAAUGCGCAACUUGCAAGUGACGGUGCCAAGUCUGUGGCUGCCUAUCAGGCGGCUUUAGCUGCUGCUGCCCACAGAGCAGCUGCUUCUGGCAAGUUCCAGAGAAGCUCAUCGCCCUCUUCCAACCCAGCUUUAGGCGAUGAUGAUUCCACUUCGGAGAUUCCUGAAAAUAAUAUUCACGGUGGUUAUGACGAUGAAGAUAAUGACUUCGAAUUCGAUGACGACGCAAUUAUUGCCGAGGCGAAUGCCAGUGCUUUGGCAAACGACUCCGACGGUUGGUACGGCCAAGAAUUUGGGUUCUACUCCGCACCCCCUGGCCUCCAUCCUGCGGCUCACAACGGCGGAUCCUCUAGCCUCAAGGAGUAUGAAUAUGCAAACGGAGGCUUCUUUGGCCCAGAAGGCAUAGACGCACUAAAUCGAAGCACCAGUGGAAGGAUGAUAUCCCGAGAACCAAAUCUUACGCCCAUUACAGAGAGAUCCGAGUACUCGAACCGGAAUUCAUUCAUGAGCUUGGGUUAUGCUCCACUCAGUACAUCAACUCCAAUUGUUCAAAGUCCUGGACUAGCACAACUGGCCAUGAUGGCAGACUGCGGAGACGAUCAAAUGACACUCUCGGCACUUCUUCGUUUACGAUCCAGGGCAUGGGGUGGCUCUCAAGCCAGUCUUGCCUCCAGCAGAGAGGGUUCUCCGAGGUCGGACCGAGGAGAUGUUUCCAGUUCACCGUGGAUGUCAAAUUCAUUUGGCCAAGCCAGCCAGGCAAACCAGGGUCAUGGCAGGAUGUCUUCUGCAUUUUCAACUGUGGGCUACGAUUCAGAUGCAGCAAGUGCCUCAGGAAGUCCUACAAUGACUAUGGCUAACAUGAACCUGGAUCACUGGUCACGAGCUGCAAUACCCGAAGAAGAUACCACAGAUGUUAGCGUUGGUGGCCAUUCGACUGUUGCAACAGUUCGCGGCAGCUCUCUCGCCUCGGAUCCUGAUGUCCCAGGUUCACAUGGUAUGAAUGAAGGCCCGAUAUGUCGGAGAAGUUCCACCGAUGUCCACAACCAAGCGGAUGAAUACACACUGAGCGAGCCUACUAGGUCCCCAGUGAAAGGCCACCGCCAUAAAGGAUCAGCAGACAGCGUAUCCUAUAUGAGAGAAGAGGACAGAGGCGAAACAUGCUGGGUAAUAGAACGUCGCCGUACGGGGGAGACUGGUGAAGUGGAAGUGCUGGGACGAGAAGUAAUUGAGGGAAGACAGAUUUGA
Messenger RNA from Metarhizium acridum CQMa 102, 3429 nucleotides. RefSeq lists its product as uncharacterized. NCBI's taxonomy places the organism in Eukaryota, Fungi, Ascomycota, Sordariomycetes, Hypocreales, Clavicipitaceae. The record is from RefSeq and is a predicted model, not a curated record.